Phragmites australis (common reed) is the source of this 760-nucleotide messenger RNA. Its product is annotated as probable histone H2A variant 1. Gene Ontology annotation, molecular function: protein heterodimerization activity; structural constituent of chromatin; DNA binding. The record is from RefSeq and is a predicted model, not a curated record. Bases 98 to 508 code for a protein of 136 amino acids. Gene Ontology annotation, cellular component: nucleosome. Lineage: Eukaryota; Viridiplantae; Streptophyta; Magnoliopsida; Poales; Poaceae. The transcript has 2 exons.
AGGGGAAGAGUUCGAAACGCAGUAGCACCUCGCGCCUCGCCCACGCACGACACCAGCUCGAGCCAAGCGGUUGGCGUAGGUUAGGGUUCCGGCGGCGAUGGCGGGGAAGGGAGGGAAGGGUCUCCUGGCGGCGAAGACGACGGCCGCCAAGAGCACUGACAAGGACAAGAAGAAGGCCCCCGUCUCCCGCUCAUCCCGCGCCGGCCUUCAGUUCCCUGUUGGGCGCAUCCACCGUCAGCUCAAGUCGAGGGCGUCGGCCCACGGCCGCGUCGGCGCCACCGCCGCCGUGUACUCAGCCGCCAUCCUCGAGUACCUCACCGCCGAGGUCCUCGAGCUCGCCGGCAACGCCAGCAAGGACCUCAAGGUGAAGCGUAUCACCCCGCGCCACCUCCAGCUCGCCAUUCGCGGGGACGAGGAGCUCGACACGCUCAUCAAGGGCACCAUUGCCGGCGGUGGCGUCAUCCCGCACAUCCACAAGUCCCUCAUCAACAAGACCGCAAAGGAGUGAGGACGAUAUCCGUCUCACCUGUGUACCUGUGCCUGACUACCCUAUAUGCUGGGUAGCCGACUCUGUUGUGUUGUUUAAGUUGUGGUAAACUGGACUCGUUUAUCAGUAGGUGUAUCCUUGUAUGUGUUAAUUACUCUUCAGGAGGGACAUGGUCUCUGAGUGCCUGUAAAAUUUGCGCUAAAUUUUCUACCUCUUGUAUGCCUAAGUAUCUGAUGUUCUGAACCCUGGUUCAAUCAGUUGCGUUUAUAUUGU